This is a messenger RNA of Gongylonema pulchrum, 249 nucleotides long. The record is from the annotation of a GenBank genome assembly. Lineage: Eukaryota; Metazoa; Nematoda; Chromadorea; Rhabditida; Gongylonematidae.
AUGGCAAUGUUUCAAAUCAUAACGCAAGAGGGAUGGACAGAUUUCGUAGUGGAAGUGCUACGUAUGAUUGACGAUAAUUUGGUGCCAUUUGUAGCCAUCUAUUUUGUGGCCUAUCAUCUUUUCGUCACUCUGAUUGUCCUUAGCCUUUUCGUUGCCGUGAUACUUGAUAAUUUGGAAAUGGAUGAAGAACUGAAGAAGGUAAAGCAGCUGAAAGCUCGCGAAGCGGUGAGGCGUUGUGUCGCAUUUUAG